Molecule: messenger RNA, 960 nt
Organism: Dermatophagoides pteronyssinus (European house dust mite)
Lineage: Eukaryota; Metazoa; Arthropoda; Arachnida; Sarcoptiformes; Pyroglyphidae
Source: RefSeq, a predicted model, not a curated record
AUGAAUGAUAAUGAUGAUAAAGAAUUGAAAUCGAAUCCAGCUAAUAUUACAAUAGAAUCAACAGAUACUGUUGAUGAUAAACAAAAUUUGUCAACAAAUAGUGAUGAAACAAUAGCUGACAAACCAGAUAUCGUUACCAAUGGUGUUGGUAAUAAUAAUAUUGAUGAAGAUUUAUUAUCCGAAAAUGAAGAACCGGAUGAUAAUUUCCAUGAAAUAUCUACUGAUGAUUUGGAACAGCCAAAAUCUUCGAUCGUUGAUAAUGUUAAUGAUCGAUCAGAGAUUGAUUCAAAUCCUGAUCAAUCAUAUUUGGUUACAAGUCCUGUUGUUCGUAUUGUAAUUGCUGAUAAUGAAAAUGAAUGUUUACCCGAAGAUAUAGAAUCGACUGAUAUAAUGAAAACACCACCGCCAAUGAAUGAAGCUGAACAAAGAAAAUUAAAGAUUAAAAAUUGUAAACCAACACCAAUGUUUGGUAUUUUACGUCAUCAAGGUAAUAAGAAAAAUACCGAAACUACAACGAAAAAAAUGGUAACAAUAGACAACAAUGAUCGUUCACAAAAAUAUUGGAAAAGAUUUUCACGUACAUUGAAUCAAGAUGAUGAAAAUCGUAAACAAAGUAAAGUUACAAUCGAAGAUUCGAAGAAAGAUGCAACUCCACAACCAAAAAAAUCAUUAUCCACUAAUAAUGUUUCACAUAAAUCGUUAUCAAUGGCUACUAUAAAUCGAUUAUCAACAUUACCACAACGUAUUCUUAGUGAACGUUAUAUAUCGAUGGCCGAACAGACACAACGUUUUUUACAUUCAGCCAGACAAUAUCAACCGAAAGGUGUUUGGCAACGAAAUAAAUUGACCAAACCACGACCACCACGUUUGUUGACAGCAAUUCGUUCAGAAUGUCGUCGUAAAAUUGAAGCCGAAUCAAAUCAUGGCAAUCAAGAUAGACGAAGAUUUAUUGCAGUGUAG